AUGAACUCUCGUCGCAUCGGUGUCCUCGGCGGCGGCCAGCUCGGCCGCAUGCUCAUUGAAUCCGCCCAUCGCCUCAACGUCUCUGUCGUGUGCCUCGACUCUGAUCCGGCCACCCCGGCCAAGCAGCUCCUGGGCCCUCCCGUGGCCGGCACCAUUGACUGCGGCGCCUUUUCGAACGCGGCCGACAUUCGCAAGUUUGUCUCGCAGUCCAAGAUCGAUGUCCUCACAGUUGAAAUCGAACACGUCGACACCCAUGUGCUCGACGAGCUCGAGGCCGAGGGCAAGGUGGAGGUGCACCCGGCACCAAGCACCAUUCGCGUGAUCCAAGAUAAGUUUGCGCAAAAGGAGCAUCUGACCAAGCACGGUGUGCCGACGUCCAAGUACGCGCCAGUCCCGAGCGUGGAGAGCCUGCAGUCGCUGGCUAAAGAGUGGGGAUUGCCGCUCAUGCUCAAGAGCAAGCGGUGGGCGUACGACGGCCGCGGAAACUACGCUGUGCAUUCCGAGGAGGAUAUCGCCAAGGCCUACGAGACUCUGAACCCAAAGGCCGAUCCCGAAGCCCUGUACGCGGAAGCUUGGUGCCCGUUUGAGCGCGAGUUGGCCGUCAUGGUUGUGCGGGAUCGCCAGGGACAUGUGGUUGCAUAUCCGACUGUCGAGACGGUGCACACGAGGAACAUUUGCCAUGUUGUUGUUGCGCCUGCGCAGAUUGAUGGACUCUUGGCGGCAAGGGCUCAGGAAGUGGCAAAAAUGGCUGUUGCAAGCUUGUCUGGAGCUGGCAUUUUCGGCGUUGAGAUGUUCUACUUGGCCUCUGGCGAAAUCCUCCUCAAUGAAAUCGCUCCUCGCCCCCACAACUCUGGUCACUACACCCAAGACGCAUGCAACACUUCUCAAUUCGAAAAUCACGUGCGCGUGCUCGCCGGCCUCCCAAUUGGCUCGACUGACCUCAAAGUGCCAUACGCCGCCAUGCUCAACAUCCUCGGUCACGUGCCGAUGGGCGACUUGCAGCGGACCCUUGCCUCUGCCCACGCCUCGGUCACGGUCCCAGGCUCCACGGUGCAUUUGUACGGGAAGCCGGGCUGCCGCGCCGAUCGCAAAAUGGGCCACAUCAACCUCGUUGCACAAACCUUCCCCGAGUUGCAAUCGCGCAUGGCCCAGCUGCUGGCGGCCGACCUCGGUGUCUCUGUGGACGAUGCGCGCAACGUGAUUUUGCCGUCUGCCCUCCGGCAAGGUGCGCCCAAAGUGGGCAUCAUCAUGGGUUCGGACUCUGACCUGCCCGUGAUGCGCGCCGCGGCACAUAUUCUGCGCGAUUUUGACGUGCCGUUUGAGCUCACCAUUGUGAGCGCCCACCGGACGCCGUUGCGCAUGGUCGAGUAUGCACAACAAGCGGCCGCACGCGGCAUUCAGGUCAUCAUUGCCGGCGCGGGUGGCGCUGCGCAUUUGCCUGGCAUGGUUGCUGCCGUGACGCCGUUGCCUGUGAUUGGUGUGCCUGUGGCGCUCAAGGUGUUGGACGGUCAGGAUUCAUUGUACUCGAUUGUGCAAAUGCCCAGGGGCGUACCGGUGGCAACGGUGGCGAUCAACAACAGCACGAAUGCGGGCUUGCUGGCAGUGAGGAUGUUGGGCGCGCAGUCGAGGUAUUACAGGGAAAAGAUGGCAGAGUACUUGAAGAGGCAAGAGGCCGAGGUGCUGGGCAAGGUGGACAGGCUUGCACAGGUUGGGUGGGAGGAGUACAAGGCGUAA
Molecule: messenger RNA, 1734 nt
Organism: Catenaria anguillulae PL171
Lineage: Eukaryota; Fungi; Blastocladiomycota; Blastocladiomycetes; Blastocladiales; Catenariaceae
Source: the annotation of a GenBank genome assembly